Molecule: messenger RNA, 1743 nt
Organism: Mauremys reevesii (Reeves's turtle)
Lineage: Eukaryota; Metazoa; Chordata; Testudines; Geoemydidae
Gene: YIF1B
Product: Yip1 interacting factor homolog B, membrane trafficking protein
Exons: 8
Coding region: 132-1004 (290 amino acids)
Biological process (GO): endoplasmic reticulum to Golgi vesicle-mediated transport
Cellular component (GO): endoplasmic reticulum membrane; Golgi membrane; COPII-coated ER to Golgi transport vesicle
Source: RefSeq, a predicted model, not a curated record
GUCGACGAGCGCUGAUUGGCAGCGAUGGCGGACAGUGCCGUUUUCCGAUUGGUCGGUUGGCCCUAAGUGGGCGGGGCUUCGAUUAAAGCGGCUGCGAGGCGCGGGUGACAGAUCCCCAGGAGCGGAGCAAGAUGAACCCGGAUGGCGGCGCCGCCUCCAAGCGCCGGCUGCCGGCCGCCAGCAUGGCCAGUCCUCACCAGCUCUUCGAUGACACCAGCGCCGGCGCCCUGGGCAGGGGCUACGCUGCCCAGCAGCCCCCCGCUGCGGGCUCCUUCCUGGCCGAGCCCGUCUCCAGCUUCGCCGUGGCCUACGGCACCACCCUGGCCAGCCAGGGCAAGGAGAUCGUCGACAGGAAUAUUGACCGCUUCAUCCCCGUGACCAAGCUGAAAUAUUACUUUGCUGUGGACACCGUCUAUGUGGGCAGGAAGCUGGGGCUGCUUCUCUUCCCGUUCAUGCACCAGGACUGGCAGGUGCGAUACCAGCAGGACACGCCCGUAGCACCCCGGUUUGACAUCAACGCCCCUGAUCUCUACAUCCCAGUCAUGGCUUUCAUCACGUACAUCCUGGUGGCUGGCUUAGCGCUGGGGACCCAGAACAGGUUUUCUCCCGACAUCCUGGGCUUGCAGGCCAGCUCGGCCCUGGCCUGGCUGAUUGUGGAGGUGCUGGCCACCCUGCUGAGCCUCUACCUGGUGACUGUGAACACGGACCUCACCACCAUCGACCUCGUCGCCUUCUCGGGGUACAAGUACGUCGGGAUGAUUGUCGGCAUCGUGUCUGGCCUGCUCUUCGGCAAGACCGGCUACUACUUGCUGCUCAGCUGGUGCUGCCUGUCCAUCUUUGUCUUCAUGAUCAGGACGCUGCGGCUGAAGAUCCUGUCGGAGGCGGCUGCGGAGGGGGUGCUGGUGCGGGGGGCCAAGAACCAGCUGCGCAUGUACCUCACCAUGGCCAUCGCCGCCCUGCAGCCGCUCUUCAUGUACUGGCUGACCUUCCACCUGGUCAGGUGAUGGGGCCUCCCUGCUGCCUGGCCCCUGCCCCUCGCUCCCCAGGCCCAGCCGGGCUCCCUGCGGGCGUCAAACAAGGCUCGGGCUGCGGUGCGUCCUCGUGUUAGGGCUAGCGGGGGGGGGUCUGUGUGAGCGGCUCCCGGCCAGGAUCGGGGGGGGUCCCUCUCUGAUGGGUUUAGCCACUGCAGGGUUUUGUUGAAGGGCCUGUGACCCCAACCUGGGGUGUGGAAGGGAGGGUGUCCCCUCCCCCUGGCAGCGGGGGAGGCAGCUGGAGCUUGGCUUGUCUCUGGGACCAACGUGGGAGAUGCCAGGCUCUGCCCUGGCAGUGUCUGUGGAGGGGUGGGACCCUCCGCUGGGCAGUGUCUGGGGGGCGGGGGUGUCCCUUACCCUGCAGUGUCUCCUCCAGCCGGGCCGUGAGGAACCUGCCUGGAGUCCUGUACGCGCCAGCCCUGCCCCUGCCUGCUUCUGCACCAAGCUGGGGUGCGUGUGAAAUGCCUGGCGCCGCCCCCAUCUCCAGGCUGGGCAGGGCCGGGCCAGCACUCAGGGGGGCUGCUCGGUGCAUGGCCCACCGGCCAUUUUGAACCAGCCGCUGUUCUUUGGUUUCUGGGGGGCUGGGGGUGGGGCAGCGGGGGCCAGUCUUGCCCUGAACGCUGCCUUCGGGCUGGCUUCCUGCAGCUCCCGCUAAUGCCUGAGCAGGCCCCCAGCUCCCCGCUUUGCCAGCCCCCCACCCCGCCCCCCUGGU